UGCAGGACCCCGUCAGACUAUUCCAGGGCUGCAGUAUUGGGGACUGAGGCUCUGGACUGGGGAGGCGAGAGGUAAGGCAGGAGGCCGGCCGGGUGGAGGCAUCUCCCUCCGAGUCGGCCCCGUGAGCAGAGCCGCGCGGCCCGGGCUUAUAGCUCCGGGCUGGGAUUGGAGUUGCUCGGCGAAGGUAGGCGAAGAACUCGGCGAGCCCCGCACACACCAGUAGAAGCCGUGCGCCUGUGACGUCAGGGGGCGACUGACCAAUGGGGAGGCGCUGCCCUUUGGAGACAAACCAUUCGACUCGUGGCGUCUACAUCAAGUCUGAAAGCAGACGCGCAACUUUCGCAGAAUCCACCUUAAAAUCUCUGCCUUAAACUGCACCAGCCCCCAAAAAAUCCAAGGGGGGAAAGGAAGGGGGGGGAGAGCAGAUUCCCCCCUCCCCCCUCUCCUCUCCCAUCCCUCCCCCUUCCUCCUCCCUUUGAGUUAACAAGGCCCCGCUCACUAUAUCUCUUUAUAUUAAAAAUAUAUAUAUUAGAGAAGAGCGAAGGAGAGGGAGAACCACCUCCACCCCUUCUUUUUUUUAAUUUUAAUUUUUAAAUUUUUUUAUUAUUAUUAUUUUUUGCAAGGAUCCCAAGAGCUAAGGUGGCUGCAGAGGGGAGAGCGGCGCGAGCCAAGUGGGGGGAGGGUGGAGGAAACCCGGGAGAAGGCUUUCUCCAGCCCCCAAAGUUUUGAUGAUGACCAUGACUACGAUGGCUGACGGCUUGGAAGGCCAGGACUCGUCCAAAUCCGCCUUCAUGGAGUUCGGGCAACAGCAGCAGCAGCAGCAACAGCAGCAGCAGCAACAGCAACAGCAGCAACAGCAGCAGCAGCCGCAGCAGCAGCCCCAGCCGCCGCCGCCGCCGCCGCCGCCGCCGCCGCCGCCGCCGCCGCCGCCGCAGCCGCACUCGCAGCAGAGCUCCCCGGCCAUGGCAGGCGCGCACUACCCUCUGCACUGCCUGCACUCGGCGGCGGCGGCGGCGGCGGCGGCCGGCUCGCACCACCACCACCACCAGCACCACCACCACGGCUCGCCCUACGCGUCGGGCGGCGGCAACUCCUACAACCACCGCUCGCUCGCCGCCUACCCCUACAUGAGCCACUCUCAGCACAGCCCUUACCUCCAGUCCUACCACAACAGCAGCGCGGCCGCCCAGACGCGAGGGGACGACACAGAUCAACAAAAAACCACAGUGAUUGAAAACGGGGAAAUCAGGUUCAAUGGAAAAGGCAAAAAGAUUCGGAAGCCUCGGACCAUUUAUUCCAGCCUGCAGCUCCAGGCUUUAAACCACCGCUUUCAGCAGACUCAGUACCUGGCCCUUCCCGAGAGAGCUGAACUGGCAGCUUCUUUAGGACUGACACAAACGCAGGUGAAGAUAUGGUUUCAGAACAAACGCUCUAAGUUUAAGAAACUGCUGAAGCAGGGCAGUAACCCCCAUGAGAGUGAUCCUCUCCCGGGCUCAGCGGCCCUGUCGCCACGCUCGCCGGCUUUGCCUCCGGUGUGGGACGUUUCUGCCUCCGCCAAGGGCGUUAGUAUGCCCCCCAACAGCUACAUGCCUGGCUAUUCGCAUUGGUACUCCUCUCCACACCAGGACACGAUGCAGAGACCACAGAUGAUGUGAGUUGUCAAGGGGAAUCGAUUCCCUAGGGAAACGUCCGAAUGCAAGGAGGAUCCAGGACCUGCGCUUGCAUCUGCCAAAUCGAGCCGAAGGAGCAGGCUCAGGAGAACUCUUAAUUGUGGCGAGACCGUCUGGGCGCUUGCUGUGCGAGCUCUCUCUCUCUCUCUCUCUCUCUCUCUCUCUCUCUCUCUCUCUCUCCCCCUCCUUCCCUCUUCUAUUUUUCCUCCUUCCUUCUUUCCCUCCUUCCUUUCUUUCCCUUCCUUCCCUUCCUCCUAUCUUUCUCUUCUUCUCAUCUGCUUUUUCCCUUGAGCAGCCUCAGUAAUUGAUCUUUGCAUGGGGGUUGGGGGGAGGGCAGAGGAGAGAUCCAGAGAGCCUAGACUGGUUUCUAUGCCAGUGCUCCUGAAACCCCUCCCUGUAAGGAUCGUUUCCCCCCCACACACCCCUUAUCCCUUGGGAUCCAGGCUCUAGCCUCUUCUUCUUUUGGGGAGUAUCCAUCAAAAAUUAUUGAAAAAAAAAAAACCUUUUUUCCACACCAGAGGAAUCUGCACAAACAUGGCAGCGUUUUACUUGUUUAAUGAGCUUAAGACAUUACACGAUGAAAGAUAAGCAUUUGGGACUCCUGAAUUUUUAUUUACCAAUCCCAGACUGACAAAAAGAAAAAAAAAAGAAAGAGAGAAAGAAAGAAAAAAGAAAAAAAGAAAACAAUCCCUCACAUAACACCCUCUCUAAAGAAAAGGGAAAAUCGGCUGUAAGGGCAGAACAUUGCCACAGAGGGAACGCUGCAUGUUUUAUCAAAAUGCAAUGAGCAAGAAUGAUGGUUUAAAAAAAAGAAAGAAAAGAAAAGAAAACCACUCUUUCCCCAUCCCACCCCAAACCCUGAACUGGAAUCAGGAAAGACAGAAGAAACAACCAAAAUCACCAUUCUAUUGCUUUGAUACCUUUACUAGGUGAAAUGGUGGCGUUCACUAAGCUAAUAGGGACGUUUAUAUUGAGAAACAUUUCUGUAUAUAUUGUUGAAUUUUAGUUGUACAUAUACUUUGUAUGUUUUUGUCUUCUUUCAUAUAUGGAGUAAAAGCCACAAAAUGC
Molecule: messenger RNA, 2738 nt
Organism: Sorex araneus (European shrew)
Lineage: Eukaryota; Metazoa; Chordata; Mammalia; Eulipotyphla; Soricidae
Gene: DLX6
Product: distal-less homeobox 6
Exons: 3
Coding region: 729-1655 (308 amino acids)
Biological process (GO): regulation of transcription by RNA polymerase II; embryo development; cell differentiation
Molecular function (GO): DNA-binding transcription factor activity, RNA polymerase II-specific; RNA polymerase II cis-regulatory region sequence-specific DNA binding
Source: RefSeq, a predicted model, not a curated record